Clupea harengus (Atlantic herring) is the source of this 2212-nucleotide messenger RNA. It is a transcript of the gene mmd2a, whose product is annotated as monocyte to macrophage differentiation-associated 2a. The record is from RefSeq and is a predicted model, not a curated record. Gene Ontology annotation, cellular component: membrane. Gene Ontology annotation, molecular function: pore-forming activity. Lineage: Eukaryota; Metazoa; Chordata; Actinopteri; Clupeiformes; Clupeidae.
AGCAGGGGGCUUAGCAUACCAUUUCAUGUUUUUUGAUGAACGUGACUGUAAUUUUCAUUUUUUGUUUAAAAACACCUUGUGCCUUGUUAUGUGUAUUUAAAUUCAACAUUCUGUAGCCUAUUAGACUAUGCUCCGUGUACUUCGUCAUCGUUAGGACAGACAUUAAAUAGAUGGUAUAUGAGGCAGUUUUGUAUUUCUGUUGAGAUUCGGUUGAGGUAGGUGAAUUCUUUCAUUGAAUGCCAAGUUUCCUUUCAUUAGGUCGACAUGAAGGGUGCCAACUGAUCUUCAGUGGAAUGCCAUAUGACCUGUUGCUAUGCAAAGGAGGCAAAGUCACAGUAAAGGCUUCCUUCUGUGAAAUUGGCUAUAUAUUUUUUGUCAUGGGAUAAAUUAGGCUAAAGCGACUCACCCACGUUUGUUCGAAAUUCAGCGGAAUACGAUUAAACCAUCAAUUUUCUUAAACGUUUAGCCUAUUGAGAGGGGGUUCUUGUGCUUCUCAGUACAAAAUCGUAUACGAAACCAUCAGAUAGCAUACUGGUAGUAUGUCUAUAUUUUGAGAAUGAUGGCCAAUCAAACAUAUAUUUUGCACGCUUCAGUCAAAAAUCGUGAUGUUAGGCGAUCGCUUUCUCGUAGGAUUUAUCUGUGUUUACUUGGAAUAUCGAAGGGGAGGGGAUUUAAACGGGUUAUCUGUCAAGCGCAUAUUAGGAGGGGUCACGAAACAGAGUUUCAGAUGUAGAGAGACAAGAGCAAUUCCAUUACUUUCUCUCUCUUUCCAAGGAUCUCUGCAGAAGGAAUUACGCAUCCCACGUGUUUAAUAAUAUUUAAACAAAAUAUCUGCGCGGUUUGGCGAGGCUGGAACACCCGGAGUUAGAAUUUCGUUUGCCGCGUACAGGCUACGGUACAACUUAUAAAAUGUUCAGAUGUUUGCAGUAUGGAUUUUAAGAAGACCAAGUAUGGAAGAUUCAUGAACUGUAGAGUUCCCUCCACCAAGAGGUACCAGCCCACAGAAUACGAACAUGCUGCCAACUGUGCCACGCAUGGGCUUUGGAUAAUUCCAAGCAUCCUGGGCGGGUCUCUGCUGUACUUCCAGUCUGAUGACCACUGGAAGGCCCUCACGGCCUGGAUGUACGGCAGCGGGUUGUCUGGCUUGUUCAUCAUGUCAACCAUGUUCCACACCGUAUCCUGGAAGAAAAGUCACCUCAGGACCGUGGAGCAGCGCUUUCACAUGUGCGACCGGAUGGCCAUCUACUUCUUCAUAGCUGCUUCCUAUGCCCCCUGGCUCAACCUUAGAGAGCUGGGGCCCCUGGCUGCUCAGAUGCGCUGGAUGGUGUGGGUCAUGGCCUGCGUCGGCUCCGCAUACGUCUUCUUCUUUCAUGAGAGGUAUAAGAUUGCGGAGCUGCUCUGUUACAUAACCAUGGGUGUUGUCCCUGCCUUGGUGCUACUGUCCAUGGCGAACUGGGAAGGUGUGCUGGAACUUUCCGUGGGCGGCGUCUUCUACUGCCUCGGCGUCGUCUUCUUCAAGAGCGACGGCGUAAUUCCUUUUGCCCACGCUAUCUGGCACGUCUUUGUUGCCAUAGGAGCGGGCGUACACUACUACGCCAUCUAUGCCUAUCUGUACUCGACAGGGACCAGAUACAUGAAGACAUCUAGGUGACGGUCUCUCAAUCUGACAGAAACCCUCCCCAGAGAGCGAGGCUCCGGAGACGCUGACAGGCCACCUAGAGGAGAACAGCAGUGUGUGACAGCUGGUUUUUCUGACACACGCUGCAAAUGAUGCCUAGAUAGCUGGUCCUACAGGCCACCCAACAUAGGUUCUCGAGAGAACAUCUGAUCACACGUAGCCUUAUAAUCCUCCAGAUGACUGAUUUGAGAGGGGUCAAAUACUGUGGACCACUGAUUUUGACUGAAAUCUUUCUUUUGUUCUCAGAAAAUCAGUUAACUGGUAGAACUUGAGUGAUCACUGUACUUGCAGACACAAUCCUAGUGCAGACAUAACCGUUACACAGCUAUAUGACUGUACUAUUGCUGCAUAUCGAAGAGAUUUCUAUUUUGAAUGUGUUCCGUAUUAGAUGUUAAAUUAUGAAGAGCCAUAUCAGAGGUCUUUUGAAGAGAUUGUACUGCCUUCGUUUUCUAGUAGGAUGUUAUCCUCCACAUAGGCUUAUCAAUCAGUUUGAUCCUCCACAUAGGCUUAUCAAUCAGUUUGAUCCUCCACAUA